AUGGCCGAGUCCAAUGCCGCACCCAAAGCCGCCCGGAACUUUGACAAGACCUUCGAAGAAGAAAAGGCGGCGACGAGAUGUCUCGUUGAUAUGAAGACCAUCCAGUUGAAUGCUGAGGACCUUUACGAUCGCGAAAAGGUCGACCUCGAACAGGUAGAGCUUGAAGACGUUUGGCAGCUGUUGCAUCCCAGGCGAUAUCGUUGCUUUCAAGGUGGGUUCAUUCAUUCGGCCGUAUUAAUUAUCUACUCUUUGCUGGGUUUUCUGAUUGUCCUCUUUGUCCAGAUCGGUGAUGUGGUGCCCGGAGAUUGUCGUCUGUACGACGCAAUUAAUGUCAGCAUUGACCAAGCGGCCUUGACUGGCGAAUCCCUCCCAAUUUCAAAAGCAGUCGGCGAUCAAUGCUUUUCGGGAUCCAUCUGCAAGCAGGGCGAGGCCGAGGGUAUCGUUAGUGCUACCGGUGCAAACACUUUUUUCGGACGAGCAGCCACCCUGGUUGGUGCAGAAAAUGACUCGACUGGACACAUGCAAGCGGUUUUGGCCAAGAUCGGAGGUUUUUGUCUUGUCUCCAUUGGUAUCGCAAUUGCUCUUGAGCUUAUCGUUCUUUACGGGGCGUUCCGCUACUCUUACCGCCGGGGAUUGGACAACAUCCUCGUGUUACUCAUUGGUGGUAUCCCAAUCGCUAUGCCCACCGUAUUAUCGGUCACUCUCGCGGUCGGCGCUCAACAGCUCGCGAAGUACAAAGCCAUUGUCACCCGUAUCACUGCCAUCGAAGAACUCGCGGGUGUUACUAUCCUGUGUUCUGACAAGACCGGCACUCUGACCACGAACAAGCUCACGAUCGACAAAUCUACCAUCAAGACCUACUCGGAUGUCGGACCGGAAGAUGUCUGUGUUUUGGCCUCGUACGCUUCCCGGAUUGAGAACCAGGAUGCUAUUGAUGGAUGUGUGGUUGGCACUGUCGGAGCUGAUGUGGCGCGUCGAGGGAUCAAACUCGUGGACUUCAAGCCAUUCGAUCCAGUUUCAAAACGAACAGAGAUAACCUACAUCGAUAUUGCCACUGGGGAAAUGCGCCGAGUAACCAAGGGUAUGACCGGAAAGAUCAUGGACCUUUGCACCUACAACAAGACCGAUGCAAUUGAACACCAGCUCGAAGCCGACGUUGAAGAGUUUGCCCGUCGAGGUUUGCGGGCCCUGGCUGUUGCUUACGAAGAUGUCCCCAGUGGCGACGCCGAAGGACCUGGAAGUGGAUUCCAACUCGUUGGCCUCUUGUCCAUCUUCGACCCUCCCCGUGACGACACCAAGCAAACCAUCGACGACGCUGUUAGCCUUGGACUCAGGGUCAAGAUGGUCACCGGUGAUCAACUCGCCAUCGCAAAGGAAACCGGACGACGAUUGGGUUUGGGUGACAACAUGUUUGCGUCCAAGGUGCUUAAAGAGGGCCCCCCACCUGGAAGCAAAUUCUCAUCGUUGGACAGUAUGAUUAUCGAUGCCGAUGGAUUUGCUGGAGUGUACCCCGAGCACAAGUAUGAUAUUGUCAAGAAAUUACAGAGCCUGGGUCACAUGGUUGCCAUGACCGGUGACGGUGCCAACGAUGCUCCUGCUCUCGCCCGUGCCAAUGUCGGAAUCGCCGUUGAGGGUGCUACCGAUGCUGCCCGAGGAGCUGCGGAUAUUGUCCUCACCGAGCCCGGUCUAUCAACCAUUGUCCAUGCCAUCCGCCAGUCGCGAAUCGUCUUCCAGCGCAUGAGGAACUAUUCUAUCUACGCAUGCGCUGUUACCAUCCGGAUCGUUGUUGGCUUUGCUAUCAUGGCUUUUGCCUUCCAGUUUGAUUUCCCCCCCUUCAUGGUCCUGGUCAUCGCUAUCUUGAACGACGGAACCGUCAUGACUAUUUCCCUCGAUCGCGUCUUACCCAACAACGAACCUGAUCACUGGGACCUGGCUGAGAUCUUCACAUACGCCGUCGCAUAUGGCCUUCACCUCGCUUUGUCAACCAUCCUCCUGUUUGUGGUCAUCGUCAACACAACAUUCCUGGAGGACAACUUCGGCCUGUCUCCCUUGAAAGAUGCCAAUGACCCACAGUUGCACAUGGUCAUCUACCUUCAAGUCGCUAUUAUCUCGCAAGCCUUGAUUUUCGUCACCCGCUCUCACAGCUGGUUCUUCAUGGAGAGACCCUCUUUGGCAUUGAUUGGCGCGUUUUGCAUUGCUCAAACCGUUGCCUCGCUGUUGGCGGUAUUCGGAACAAUGGAAUUCUCAGCCGUACAGGCCAUCCCAUUGUCAUGGGUGGGUGUGGCAUGGGCCUGGAACUUGAUCUGGUUCCUCCCAAUGGACCUCAUCAAGUUCGCGACUCGUGCCGUACUCAAGAAGUUCCGAUCCCGACAAUUGAAACCCGUGGCCGUAGAGGCGAACGCGCUAGCCCGUCAAUCCAGUGCCGGUUCCCUCUACAACAACAGGAUGAGUUUCAUCCAACGUGCUGAACACUCGCAAGCGGCCCGACGAUCCCUGCACGGACAAGUCAAGACGAGCGAACGCGAUCUACGCAGAUUUUCUUCGGCUCAAGUUGUCACCUCUGGCGCAGCACUCAAACACUCUUGA
This is a messenger RNA of Puccinia triticina, 2586 nucleotides long. RefSeq lists its product as uncharacterized. NCBI's taxonomy places the organism in Eukaryota, Fungi, Basidiomycota, Pucciniomycetes, Pucciniales, Pucciniaceae. The coding region runs from base 1 to 2586 and encodes 861 amino acids. Gene Ontology annotation, biological process: regulation of intracellular pH; proton export across plasma membrane. Gene Ontology annotation, cellular component: plasma membrane. Gene Ontology annotation, molecular function: P-type proton-exporting transporter activity; ATP binding; ATP hydrolysis activity. The record is from RefSeq and is a predicted model, not a curated record. The transcript is spliced from 10 exons.